AAAGUGGGGCCGGGCCUGAUUUGGGCUGACCUGUGAAAGUCUGGGAAGGUCUGCGAGAGAAGCCGAGUGUUUUCAGCUCCGGAAGUGGCAGUUGUAAACUUCACCUCCCGGGGGCUCUUCCCCUUCUGUCCCCCUUUGCUCUUUGUCCCCCUCCUCCCGGGUCCUAGAGUCCGUCGUGUUCCAACAGUUUUUGCUCUUAUCCUCGUGGGCUGUCUGGGCCUCCUUCUACCCCUGAGACUUGGAGCGGCCCCUGGGGUCUUGGGUGUGCAGCAUGGAUCACGCGAGACCCCUGAGACCUCAAAUCAUCUAAUCUGAAGCCAUAGACAUCUUGGGCAAUUUUAAUCAUCAAGAAAGAAAUAUGUCAUUAAGAAACAGGAGGGUAUUUUGAAAGAGUUGGAAAACAUCAUGAAUUUGAAUACUUCAAGUAAUGGCACUGGUGAUACCCAAAGGUUGAAGAGUGCCUCAUUGGAUGUAAAACAAGUACUUAAAAAUGAAACAGAGUUGGAUAUUACUGCUGAUCUCAGGAAGAAACUCCAUCGGGCUAAAAAAGAAAAAUUAGAAAUAACAACCAAACACAAUGCAGAGCUGGCAAGCUAUGAGAGCCAGAUUGCCAAGCUACGGUCCGAGGUUGAAAAGGGAGAAGCAUUGCGACAAAGUCUGGAAUAUGACCUAGCUGUUGCUAGAAAGGAAGCUGGUCUUGGAAGACGGGCUGCUGAACAAAGAUUAGCCGAGGCACAUAGGAUCCAGGAAAAGCUCUGUGCACAGAAUUCAGAACUUCAAGCAAAGACAAAUGAGACUGAGAAAGCAUUUCAGACUUCUCAGCAAAAAUGGAAAGAAGAAUGCAGAAGAUUUGAACAUGAUUUGGAGGAAAGAGACAAUAUGAUCCAAAAUUGCAAUCGAGAAUAUGAUUUACUUAUGAAAGAAAAAAGCAGACUAGAGAAAACUCUACAGGAGCAAGAUACUGCUGUGCAAAAUAUGCAUAAGAAAGUAGAAAAAUUAGAAACAGAACAUAUGGACUGCUCUGACCUUUUACGGCGACAAACAAGCGAACUUGAAUUUAGCACUCAACGAGAGGAACGCCUUAGAAAAGAAUUUGAGGCAACUACUCUAAGAGUGAGGAAAUUAGAAGAAAACAUUGAAGCAGAAAGAGCAGCGCAUUUGGAAUCAAAAUUUAAUUCUGAAAUUAUUCAGUUACGGAUUCGAGACCUUGAAGGAGCUUUGCAAGUAGAAAAGGCCAGUCAAGCAGAAGCUGUUGCUGAUUUGGAAAUUAUCAGGAAUGAAUUCAAAGAAGUUGAAAGUGCAUAUGAGCGAGAAAAGCAUAAUGCGCAAGAGAGCUUUGCAAAAUUAAAUUUAUUAGAAAGAGAGUAUUUCUCCAAAAAUAAGAAACUAAAUGAAGAGAUCGAGGAACAGAAGAAAGUAAUUAUAGACCUUUCAAAGAGACUCCAGUAUAAUGAAAAAAGUUGCAGUGAAUUACAGGAAGAACUAGUAAUGGCUAAGAAGCACCAGGCCUUCCUAGUAGAGACAUGUGAAAAUAACGUGAAAGAAUUGGAAUCGAUCUUGGACAGCUUUACUGUGUCGGGCCAGUGGACAUCAGGCAUCCACAAGGACAAAGAUAAACCUCCCAGCUUCUCUGUUGUCCUUGAGACGUUGAGGCGUACCUUGACAGAUUACCAGAACAAGCUGGAAGAUGCAUCUAAUGAGCUAAACAGCAUGAAUGAUGCUAAGGAAAAGGCAUGUAAUGAACUUGAUUCUACGAAACAGAAGAUAGACUCUCACACUAAAAAUAUAAAGGAGAAGCUAACCUUCCUUCACACCUUGUAUCAGCACUUGAUAGCAGGCUGUGUGCUCAUAAAACAACCAGAAGGCAUGCUGGAUAAAUUCUCUUGGUGUGAGCUUUGUGCAGUCUUACAGGAGAAUGUUGAUGCCCUGAUUGCAGACCUCAACAGGGCUAAUGAGAAGAUAAACCAUCUAGAGUAUAUCUGUAAAAACAAGUCUGACACGAUGAGAGAGCUUCAGCAGACUCAGGAAGACACCUUUACCAAAGUGGCAGAACAGAUCAAAGUCCAAGAGAGCUGCUGGCACAAACAAAAGAAGGAACUAGAGCUGCAGUAUUCUGAACUCCUCCUGGAGGUGCAGAAGAGGGCACAGAAAUUUCAAGAAAUUGCUGAAAAAAAUAUGGAAAAAUUGAACCAUAUUGAGAAGUCACAUGAACAGUUGGUUCUUGAAAAUUCGCACUUCAAAAAACUGUUAUCACAGACUCAAAGGGAACAGAUGUCCUUGCUGGCAGCCUGUGCAUUAAUGGCUGGUGCCUUAUAUCCCCUCUAUAGCCGAUCAUGUGCCUUGUCUACACAGAGAGAUUUUCUCCAGGAGCAGGUCAACACCUUUGAGUUGUUCAAACUGGAAGUUAGAACUCUAGCCCAGGCUUUGUCAACUGUAGAGGAAAAGAAGCAAGAGGAAGCCAAGAUGAAAAAGAAAACAUUCAAAGGAUUAAUACGUAUAUUUCGGAAAGGUGUUAUUGCAAUUUUGGCAGCAAACAGACUCAAGAUUUUGGGCCAAUCAUGUGCCUCUCUUUUUACCUGGAUGGAGAGUUUCAAAGAAGGCAUAGGCAUGUUAGUGUGCACAGGAGAGCCUAAAGACAAGCAUAAAUUUCCAAAACAUCAAAAGGAGCAGUUGCGUUGUUUACAAGCACUCAGUUGGCUCACCAGUUCUGACCUUCUUGCUGCAAUAAUCAGUUCUAUGGCUGAAUUACAAGACGUCAUUGGUAAAACAGAUCCAAAUUCCAGAAUUUGUGGACAUUUACUCAUAGGUGCAGCCAAGAAUUCUUUUGCAAAACUCAUGGAUAAAAUUAGUCUGGUAAUGGAAUGUAUACCUCUGCACAGUAGCAGGAGUAUUACAUAUGUAGAAAAAGAUUCCCUGGUUCAAAGGCUGGCCCAUGGACUUCAUAAAGUAAACACACUGGCCCUGAAAUAUGGUUUGCGUGGCCAUGUGCCCAUUAUGAAAAGCACAGCAUCGUUGCAGAAGCAAAUAUUUGGAUUUACACAAAGACUGCAUGCUGCAGAAGUGGAGCGCCGCUCACUACGCUUAGAGGUCACAGAAUUCAAACGAAGUGUGAAUGAAAUGAAAAAGGAGCUUGACAAAGCCCAGGGUCUGCAAAUGCAAUUAAAUGAAUUUAAGCAGUCUAAAUUGAUCACCCAUGAGAAGUUUGAAAGUGCAUGUGAAGAACUAAAUAAUGCUCUGCUUCGGGAACAGCAGGCACAAAUGCUGUUGAAUGAACAGGCACAACAACUACAGGAAUUGAAUUAUAGACUUGAAUUGCACUCCAGUGAGGAAGCUGACAAAAACCAAACUCUUGGAGAAGCUGUUAAGAGUCUCUCCGAGGCAAAGAUGGAGCUGAGAAGAAAAGAUCAAUCUCUGCGUCAGCUCAAUAGACAUCUUACCCAGCUGGAGCAGGACAAGCGUCGACUGGAGGAGAACAUCCAUGAUGCAGAGAGUGCCCUCCGCAUGGCAGCCAAAGACAAAGAAUGUGUUGCUAAUCACAUGAGAGCAGUAGAAAAUACGCUUCACAAGGCUAUGAUUAAAAGUUUCAUGGAUGUCUACCAACUUGCAAGCACUAGAAUCACGACAUUAGAGAAGGAAAUGACAUCUCAUCGAAGUCACAUUGCGGCCUUGAAAUCAGAACUUCACACAGCUUGUUUACGUGAAAAUGCAAGUUUACAAUCAGUAAGUCCUUGUCUAAGAAUAUUUUUAUAACUUUUUGAAUCUUGGGUUACAUUUACAUUUAUGUUUUUAGUGUUCAUAAGAUCAUUUGCCAAUAUAUGUAAUUUAGGGUAAAUGAUCAAUCAAGUGACAUAAAAUUAUUUGUGUGGAGAAAAAUUUGAAAGAAGAAAAGCAAUUUUUUCAUUGUAUUAUGUAUAAAGAUAUGCAUAUUGUUAUCAAUGCUAAAACACUACAUCAAGAUUCCUUUGUGUUUGGCAGUGCAGCUGACAGUUGGAUUUGGCAGUAUGCAUAGUUAAAGCUUGCAACUGUCUGAAGAUUCAGUGUGUCCCAUUAAGACAGAAUAUUAUUAAUUAUGCAUAUAACCAAAAUGGUAAUUAGAACAUGUGAUUAUUCUCUGUAGAAAACUAGACUUAUCCAUAAUACAUGCCUAACUAAAGAUGCAUGUUGUGAUUCAUCUAUAUGAUUAAAAUUCAGUUUCAGCAGCUAUUUUCAUGUCUUAAAAUUUUAGCCCAUGAUGAAGUUUGGGCUCACUUAACACUAAAAAAAAAAAUUUCUCUACUUGAAGUAUAUGUUUGGGGAGUUUUAAAAAAUGAAUGUAUUGUGACAUAAAGGAAUAAGUAAACAUUUAAACUUUCCCUCAAAAGGCUGAUAUGUCAACAAUAGAUUCAGAAGGUUAUCAAUAAUUGGAAUGUCUUUUUAAUUUUUUUUUUGGUUUGAUUACAGUGACUUAUAAAGAAAAACAGUAUCAUUUUGCUAUUCCGCUCUUGACCCACUUCAAAUGCUGCAUUCAACAGAAAAAGAGUUAGCAUUAAAACAAAUAGAUACAUGGCUGUGAUCUGAUUCCUCACCUUCUGGUCUUGGCUCAAGUGCCAGCAUCCAAAUAAAUCCUUUGUAACCAGGGUAUUCAAAAUCACAACCAUCAACCCUCCCUGCCCCAUGAAAAACUCUCUGUCUCUCUUUUGCCCCAUAUUUCCUGUCUACCUUCCACCUUUCUUAUUUUAUUUUUUUCCCUUUAGCAGUUAUCAUCAAACUGACAUAUGGUGCAUUUUAUUUAUUUGCAUAUUGUUUGUUUGCUCCUUCCUCAGUAGAAUGUAGGUUCCAUAAAGAAAGGCAGUUUUCAGUGUUUGCUUCAUUGCUGUUAAGACUUUCCAGUUCCAAGAGCAGUCUGGCUUAUAGUAGGUGCUCAAUAUUUAUUGAGUGAAAAGUACGAGUAAUUUAUCCAGUAAAUGUAAAAAGACAGUUAUUUGGGACCAGAGUUGUAAGUUCAGUUUUUAAAAUGACUUUGUUAAUUUCUUAAUGAGAGAUUAGUAAAUUUGACCUCCAACAAGAGAAAUUAAAAUGAAGAGGAAACUUUUUAAAA
This is a messenger RNA of Pongo pygmaeus (Bornean orangutan), 5077 nucleotides long. It is a transcript of the gene CCDC171, whose product is annotated as coiled-coil domain containing 171. The coding region runs from base 406 to 3750 and encodes 1114 amino acids. NCBI's taxonomy places the organism in Eukaryota, Metazoa, Chordata, Mammalia, Primates, Hominidae. The record is from RefSeq and is a predicted model, not a curated record. The transcript has 22 exons.